This is a messenger RNA of Drosophila obscura, 657 nucleotides long. RefSeq lists its product as uncharacterized. Bases 78 to 626 code for a protein of 182 amino acids. The record is from RefSeq and is a predicted model, not a curated record. NCBI's taxonomy places the organism in Eukaryota, Metazoa, Arthropoda, Insecta, Diptera, Drosophilidae. The transcript is spliced from 3 exons.
CAGAGGAAGUGGUUAGGUUAUACUUAUAUCUGACCGUCAGGCCUCAUUGCACGAGUUUGUAUUGACAACAUUCAGCGAUGCUUGUCCAGAGACUUGUUCCGAUUUUUGUGGGUUUUACUGCUCUGACUGCAUUAAGUGAAAGCGUCCUGGCCCGCAAAAUGAUCUUCAAGACAGUCGGCAGCAGAUACAACCCGAAGGUAUUCUCCAACUUCACGGUGCAGAUCAUCAAUUCCAAACUGAAAGUAGAUACGGGCAUCAUCUCUCCCCUUAGGCAAGGAGUGAAGACGCACUUAGACUUCGAGUUCCGCCUGUCCAAGGACAGGCCCUAUCAGAUUAUAUUCCAGAACGACAUAAACUUCUGUGCCCUGAUCAAAGGGGGCCGGGAGUCGCUCUAUCGUCGCUGGUUCAAGUCCAUGCUGAAGCUGGGAAACUUUUCCACGAACUGCCCCAUCAGGAGGGGCUACUACUACCUACACGGCUGGUCGCCGGACGGAAGUCAAGUGCCCUCUUUCUUUCUUAAAGGCGACUACCGCAUAUCUGCAACAUUAUUCUACGGGAGUUUCAAGGCGAACGAUGAGAAUCCGCUUCUGGACAUAUUUAUUGAAGCCGUACUGAACCAGGUUUGAGUCAGGCCAAUUAGAUAUGUAUCUGUUCCCA